GCGGAGUCGCCGCCAGCCCGCCUCGGCAUUUCCCCCCGGCCCGGCGGCCUGGACGGCGCGGCGGGCGGCCCUGGGUCAUGGCCGGCGAGGCGGCGCCCCGGGGUGCCGAGCUGCUGGGCUUCGCGCGGUUCCGGGAGUCGAGCAAGCAGCCGCUAGCCUACGGCUAUGGCCCGCGCAGCUUGCGGGAGCUGCGCCAGCGGGAAUUCAGCCGCCUGGCAGGAACUGUCUACCUUGACCAUGCAGGAGCCACACUGUUCCCCCAGAGUCAGCUCACGAGGUUCACUAAUGAUCUCAUGGAAAAUGUUUAUGGUAAUCCUCACAGCCAGAAUAUCAGCAGCAGGCUCACCCACGAUACCGUGGAGCAUGUGCGCUACAGGAUUCUGGCGCACUUCCACACCUCCCCGGAGGACUACAGCGUGAUUUUCACGGCAGGGAGCACGGCUGCUCUUAAACUGGUGGCAGAGGCCUUCCCGUGGGUGUCCCCGGGCCCGGAGAGCAGUGGGAGCCACUUCUGUUACCUCACCGACAGCCACACCUCCGUGGUGGGCAUGAGGAAGGUCACCAUGGCCAUGAACGUCACCUCCGUCCCGGUCAGGCCAGAGGACAUGUGGUCAGCGGAGACACAGGGUACAGCCGCCCGUGACCCCGAUGGCCAGCUUCCGCAUCUGUUUUGUUACCCUGCGCAGAGUAACUUUUCCGGAACCAGAUACCCCCUGUCCUGGAUAGGAGAGGUCAAGGCCGGGCGGAGGUGCCCUGUAAACGUGCCUGGGAAGUGGUUCGUGCUGCUUGAUGCAGCCUCCUACGUGAGCACCUCCCCUUUGGACCUGUCGGUUCACCAGGCCGACUUUGUCCCCCUCUCCUUCUAUAAGAUCUUUGGAUUCCCCACUGGCUUGGGCGCUCUGCUGGUGAAUAAUCGUGUGGCUCCUCUGCUGAGGAAAACCUACUUUGGAGGGGGCACAGCCGCGGCAUACCUUGCAGGAGAAGACUUCUAUAUCCCGAGACACUCCGUGGCUGAAAGGUUUGAAGAUGGCACCAUCUCGUUUCUUGACGUGAUAGCACUAAAACAUGGAUUUGAUGCCCUAGAGCUCCUCACAGGUGGAAUGGAGAAUAUAAAGCAGCACACCUUCACCUUGGCUCAGUACACCUACACUGCCCUGUCUGCCCUCCGGUACCCCAGUGGAGCCCCUGUGGUGCGGAUUUACAGUGACUCUGAAUUCAGCAGCCCGGAGGUGCAGGGUCCGGUCAUCAAUUUUAACGUGCUCGACCCCAGUGGGAACAUCAUCGGUUAUUCCCAGGUGGAUAAAAUGGCCAAUCUUUACAACAUCCACUUGCGAACUGGCUGCUUCUGCAACACUGGGGCCUGCCAGAGGCACCUGGGGAUAAGUGAUGAGAUGGUCAAGAAGCAUCUUCAGGCUGGUCAUGUCUGUGGAGACAAUGUGGACCUAAUAGAUGGGCAGCCUACAGGGUCUGUGAGGAUUUCCUUUGGAUAUAUGUCUACACUUGAGGAUGCCCAGGCCUUUCUCAGGUUCAUCAUAGCAAUGCAACUGCGCGGGUCUGAUGGACAGCCCCUCCCUCAGACCGCUGCUGGGGAGGCUGGAGCCCUGUCAGAGAGCGAGGCUCAGGACGCCGUGCUGGCCACCACGGACAGAUGUAGUUCCUCACCUCAGAAAGAGGCCCCCACGGCCUCUGGGGUUUGUAACGACUUGCCGAGCACUGUGGAUGCAGGGGGUUCACACCCACCUCCGCUGAUGGCCACCAGGACCCAGCAGACCCCUUUAGAGAAAGCUGCAGGAGUCCUGGAUGGGGGCCUUGGGCCACAUGUCAUCACCAACCUUUACCUCUACCCGAUCAAAUCCUGUGCUGCAUUUGAGGUGACCAAGUGGCCCCUAGGAAAUCAAGGGCUGCUGUAUGAUCGGAGCUGGAUGGUUGUGAACCACAAUGGUGUGUGCCUGAGUCAGAAGCAGGAGCCCCGGCUGUGCCUGAUCCAGCCCUUCAUUGACCUGCAGCAGAAGAUCAUGGUCAUCAGAGCCAAAGGGAUGGAGCCUAUAGAGGUGCCUCUUGAGGAAGAGGGUGAACAGGCUCAGAUUUGCCAAAGCAAGGUCUGUGCGGACAGGGUAAAUACUUAUAAUUGUGGAGAAAAAAUUUCGAGCUGGUUGUCAAGGUUUUUUGGCCGUCCGUGUCAAUUGAUAAAACAGAGUUCAGACUUCCAAAGAAGUGCAAAGAGACGGGGCCAAGAUCAGCCUGUGGGUACAACAGCCUUCCUUUCUCUGGUGAAUGAAGCACAGUAUUUGCUGAUAAACAGAUCCAGUGUUUUGGAGCUCCAGCAGCAAUUAAAUGCCAGUGAUGAGCAUGGAAAGGAAGAAUUAUUCCCAAUGAAAGACCUCAUCUCACGGUUCCGUGCCAAUAUUAUUACCAAUGGAACAAGGGCUUUUGAAGAAGAGAAGUGGGAUGGGGUUUCAAUUGGUUCCUUGCGUUUCCAGGUUUCAGGGCCUUGUCACAGAUGCCAGAUGAUUUGCAUUGAUCAGCAAACUGGGCAGCGAAACCAAAAUGUUUUCCAAAAGCUUUCUGAGAGUCGCGAGAGAAAGGUGAACUUUGGAGUGUACCUGAUGCAUAUGUCUCUGGACUUAUCUUCCCCACGUUUCCUGUCUGUAGGAUCUCAGAUUGUUCUCCAGGCACCUGGGAUCACAGAAUCCCCUGCCCAAAUGACCCUGAACAUAUUUCCAAGGCCUGUGUGUGCUUUUUCCUUAGAGGCACCCCAAGGCCUGAGAAGAGGUUGGCUGUUUUGUCAAGUAGAUCUCUGUCUCCGUCUUUGUCUCUGUCUACCUGCCUGCCUGUCUGGCUGUCUCCCUCUCUCAAGUUUUAAUUUAUAGAAACUGGGCUCGACAGCAGAUCUAGGUUUUGUGUGCGUGAAGCUUGCACAACUUAAAAAUCAUCUUUAAGAAAAGAAUGUAAAAUAAAAAUUAGGUACAAAAAGGGACGUUAACUUGCAUGUGAAAGGAAAAGGCUUUGGAAGGCAGCUGUGCAAGUGAGAGGCUUAGGCUUUGUGACUUUUGCUAGCAAUCCUCCUUUGCCUGGUUGGCUUGCAGCUCUCCUUUCCCUGUGCAACUGAGCACCACUCAAACUCUCAAGGGCUACAUUGUUCCUGUUUUUUGCAGUUUACAGAAUAAACCACCUCUUAUUCACUUUCUAAAAUAAACAGCCACGUGAAGACCUGUCCUGGUUUUUUUCUCUCCCACCUGUGGCUGGAACCUAAUUGUGUCAUCAUCACUCUGAGAUAGUGACUCGCCCUGGACACUGCCUGCUCCGGUUGGGACCAGGACCUGGGAUUUCCUUCCCACAUGGGGGUCCGAGCUCACUGUUGCCGGAAGUUUAUUGCUAUAGACUGAAUGUUUUUGUCUCCCCCAAAAUUCAUGUGUUGAUGCUUGCCCCACAAUGUGAUGGCAUUAGGAAGGGAGGCCUUUUGGAGGCAUGAGAGCAGGGCCCUCAUGAACAGACCUAGUGCCCUUAUAAAAGAGACGUCAGAGAGCUUCCUCCCCCCUUCUGCCAGGUGAGGACACAGUGAGAACUUGGCCAUUAUGAACCAGGGAGUAAGAUCUCACCAGACACCAAAUCUGCCAGCACCUUGAUCUUUGACUUCGAGCCUCCAGAACUAUAAGAAAUAAACUUCUGUUGUUUAUCUGCCACCUGGUCUGGGAUAUUUUGUUAUAGCAGCCUGAAUGGACUAAGACACAUGCAUAAUAAUCAAAAAGUUUUACUGUCAUCUCCUACCGAGGGACAAGGAAAUACUAUGUCAUGUUUAUCCACAGUCUGGUAAAAUAGAGGUUUUUGGUUUUUGUUUGUUUGUUUGUUGUGGCUUUUUAAAGCUAACUAGAUAACUAAUUCAAACUUUUUAAGCAGAAAGGAUGAAGUCAGUUUAUGGAGAAGGAUUGGAAAUUGGACACUCAGGACCCUUCUACCCCUACACAAUUGCUUCCCAGGGGCUGAAGUAAAUGCACAGUUUUUGCAUUCUGUGUUUUACUCUGAAUAUUUGGCGUACUUCAAAAUGGUCUUUGUAAUGUUAAAUGGAUGUGUAGUUGCAUUUAUGUAUUAUAAGUAAUUAAAAUAUACCCCUAUUGAAA
This is a messenger RNA of Callorhinus ursinus (northern fur seal), 4118 nucleotides long. The record is from RefSeq and is a predicted model, not a curated record. Lineage: Eukaryota; Metazoa; Chordata; Mammalia; Carnivora; Otariidae.